Messenger RNA from Oppiella nova, 2460 nucleotides. The record is from the annotation of a GenBank genome assembly. Lineage: Eukaryota; Metazoa; Arthropoda; Arachnida; Sarcoptiformes; Oppiidae.
CGUCACCAGAGUAUAGGAGUGUUGGCAACACAGGCAACAAGUGGGACAUCAACUCAACUCCAUUCCGAUUAACACCACUUCCAGACACUGAUUGUAAUUUGUAUUGAAUUGAUUGAUUGGUUGUGUGUUGAGUGAACUGAAGCCAUGGAUCAGUUCUUCGGAAGUCUUAAAAGUUUUAUUAAGACGAGUUCAGUGGUCACUGACAACCAUAUCUUCCGACUCCACUACAAGGCAACGGUUGUCAUACUAUUGGCAUUCAGUCUAAUGGUGACGGGUCGUCAGUACUUCGGGGACCCAAUCGACUGCAUAUCAAAGGACGACAUCCCAGAGAAACUGCUCGACACUUACUGUUGGAUUCACACGACGUUCAGCAUUGAAAACGCAUGGAAGAAGCGGGUGGGGGAUGAGGUGCCGUACCCGGGGGUCGACAAGACUACCCCCAACGAGAAGCGUGUGUAUCACGCGUACUACCAGUGGGUGUGUUUCGUGCUCUUCUUCCAGGCGCUCUUCUUUUACGUUCCGCGAUAUUUCUGGAAAGCCAUGGAAGGCGGACGCGUCAAGAACCUCAUCCUCGGACUCAACUCUCCCGUCUGUAGUGAAGAGAAACGCACCGAAAGUCGAGCCCUUCUCGUCGAAUACCUCUACAAAAACAUCAAUAAUCACAACACACUCUUCAUUACGUAUACCAUCGCUGAAGUGCUUAAUCUACUCAACGUUAUCAUCCAAAUGGUUAUUAUGGACCGAUUCUUAGGCGGAGAGUUCACUAACUAUGGCUGGGAUGUCAUCAACUUCUCAGAGUGGGACUGGUCUGUCAGAUACGACCCAAUGAUCAAAGUGUUUCCACGUCUAACCAAAUGUACUUUCCAUCGGUUCGGGUCUUCUGGUGAUGUGCAGAAACACGACGCCAUGUGUAUCCUUCCCAUCAAUAUUGUCAACGAAAAGAUAUACAUAUUCUUAUGGUUCUGGUUCUACAUCCUGGCCAUCAUCAGUGUGAUAGCCAUUGCCUACCGGGCCGUCACAAUAGUGGUGCCGAGGGUUCGCUUUUUGGCGACACAAUCGCGCUGUCGUAUUGCAAACAGGGAUGCACUGAACCAUGUGGUGAAUCAUUGCCGUAUAGGCGACUGGUUUUUGUUGGACUUACUUUCCAAGAACUUGGAUCCACUCAACUUCAAGGACUUAGUUCUCGACUUUUAUAAACGUCUCGAAGGGAAAGGGGCCGACAUGCUGCAUGAGUUGAAUGAUAGGGUCAGUGAUCAGAGCACAGGCUGUAGAGCUGUAGAGAGUAGGGAAGUGUUGGCUACGAGUGCAGUGAUCUUUGUUCGGCUGAAAGACAGCAUAGACUGCAGAGUGAGUGCAUUGAAUGCGCUGACAAUCAGUGAAAUGUGCCUCAAAGACAAUCUGAAGCAGUUCUUGAAACCCAGUUCUUGUGUCAUCGAUAACAACAUAUUUCGACUUCACUAUAAGGCAACUGUGGUUAUACUCAUCGGAUGUAGUCUUAUGGUGACGGCGCGGCAGUACUUCGGGGAUCCAAUCGAUUGCAUUUCCAGAGAUGACAUUCCGCCUAAUCUUCUCGACACUUACUGUUGGAUUCACACGACGUUCAGCAUUGAAAACGCGUGGAAGAAGCGGGUGGGGGAUGAGGUGCCGUACCCGGGGGUCGACAAGACUACCCCCAACGAGAAGCGUGUGUAUCACGCGUACUACCAGUGGGUGUGUUUCGUGCUCUUCUUCCAGGCCCUCCUCUUCUAUAUUCCGCGAUAUCUAUGGAAAGCAGCCGAAGCCGGAAGAGUAAAGAAUUUGAUUCUGGGUCUCAAUUAUCCCAUUUGUAGUGAAGACGUUAAAAGUAAUAAUCGAGCCCUUCUCGUCGAAUACCUCUACAAAAACCUUAAUAAUCAUAACCUGCUCUUCAAAAUGUACGUCACGACAGAAGUCCUUAAUUUCCUUAAUGUUAUCCUCCAAAUGGUUUUGAUGGACCGCUUCUUAGGCGGAGAGUUCUCUAACUACGGGUGGGAAGUACUCAGCUUUUCUGAGUGGGACUGGUCUGUCAGAUACGACCCAAUGAUCAAAGUGUUUCCACGUCUAACCAAAUGUACUUUCCAUCGGUUCGGGUCUUCUGGUGAUGUGCAGAAACACGACGCCAUGUGUAUCCUUCCCAUCAAUAUUGUCAACGAAAAGAUAUACAUAUUCUUAUGGUUCUGGUUCUACUUCUUGGCGAUCAUCAGUUUCAUAGCUCUGGUCUAUCGUGUGAUCACAAUAUUUGUGCCCCGAAUUAGAUACCUGGCCACUCAGUCCAGAUGUCUGUCCAACAGAGACGCUCUGCACUCAGUUUGCAAUCAGUGCCAAAUUGGCGACUGGUUUGUGUUGGACUUACUUUCCAAGAACUUGGAUCCACUCAACUUCAAAGAUUUAAUUCUCGACUUUUAUCGACGACUUGAAGGCAAGGGAGCAAAUGGUCUCUAA